UUGCAGUCUCUUUCCUCAAACAUGACAUUCAAGGUAUUUGCACUUGCCUCCCUUGUGGUGGUCGCCAUGGCCCUUCCAGAUAGUCCGCCUACAUAUGGCUAUUCUGCUCCCACACCCUCUUAUGCACCCGCUAAGUACGACUUCAACUACGCCGUAAACGACCCACCAUCUGGCAACGACUUCGGACAUCAGGAAGCCCGUGAUGGUGACAACACACAGGGAUCCUACUAUGUCCUUCUUCCCGACGGUCGUCUUCAGAGGGUGACCUACAAUGUGAACGGAGAUUCCGGUUACGUGGCUGAUGUCACUUACGAGGGAGAGGCUCAGUACCCCACCCCAAAGGCCUCCUAUGGUCCUCCUCAGCCAUCUUACAAGCCGCCCACCCCCUCCUAUGCUUAGGAUGUAGUGCCUCAGAUAUUUAUUGAUCUCGAAACUUUGUAAAUGCUAAGUAUUAAAGAAGCAUACGUCGA
Molecule: messenger RNA, 470 nt
Organism: Penaeus monodon (black tiger shrimp)
Lineage: Eukaryota; Metazoa; Arthropoda; Malacostraca; Decapoda; Penaeidae
Product: pro-resilin-like
Exons: 2
Coding region: 22-399 (125 amino acids)
Cellular component (GO): extracellular matrix
Source: RefSeq, a predicted model, not a curated record